UUUAUUGCUGAGUAAACUCACUCACCGCUCUGUCAGAGUGUCCAUGUGGCUGAGUUGUUUCCAGAAAAGAGCCUCCCGUCUCCUCACAGCUCAGACAUGAAGCCCAUCCUCAUCUCAGCGCUUGUGAUGAUAUUCACACUCAGAGGAACAAGUCCCCAGACAGUGACUCAGCCUGAGGACCACAUCUCUGUCUUUGAAGGGGCCCCGGUGCAGGUGAAGUGCAACUACUCACAUUCUGGGAGUCCCAUGCUCUUCUGGUAUGUCCAGUACCCCAAACAAGGCCUCCAGUUACUCCUGAAAGACACCUCACGAGAGAACAUCAAAGGUUUCACGGCCAACCUUAACAAGGGUGAGAGGUCCUUCCAUUUGAAGAAACCAUCAGCUCAAGAGGAAGACUCAGCCCUGUAUUACUGUGCUCUGAGUGUCACAGUGACUGGUUUUACAAGGGAAGCAGAGCACAAACCCUUUAGGGAGUUACAGAAAGAAGCUGGCAAAGGAGUGCUGCUGAACUUGCUUGGGGUGCUCCUGAAACAUGCCAAGAAACCAUCUGUGGGGCUGUCACUGAACUUUGCUGGAGAAAAGGAAAGAUUGGCGGUAAUUGCACAGGAUGAAGAUGAUAGUUCCAGGGCAAUAGGGGCAGUGGAUGUGCAGCUGUACACAGCGUCCUGUACUCGUAGCCUUGAAGGCACAGCCUGCAGUCUCUGGAGCUCAGAAGAGGAGCCCGAGGGACACUCAGAGGAAUGUUCUCCAGAGUGA
This is a messenger RNA of Diceros bicornis minor, 756 nucleotides long. RefSeq lists its product as uncharacterized. The transcript is spliced from 4 exons. The coding region runs from base 97 to 756 and encodes 219 amino acids. Lineage: Eukaryota; Metazoa; Chordata; Mammalia; Perissodactyla; Rhinocerotidae. The record is from RefSeq and is a predicted model, not a curated record.